GCUCAUGUAGUAGAUGCAAGCAUAUCGGGCUAUAUAAAAGGAUGGCAAGUAUUACCACCAUGAACACAAGCAGCCAAGAUUUCCCCACUAAGAAAUACGUACUAACCAAAACCCCUCUACCCACUGCUCAUUUCACCCGGGAACAACAUGUCUGCCAACGGGAUGAGCAGGGUGUUCACCCCUGUGGUGCAAGGCAAGGACCAGCACAACAGCAUGAACAACAUGCAGAAUCAUAGCACGGGCAACAACACAAGUGUCCCUGUGACUGGCACUUCCUUCACCGGUGGCUCCUUCUUCAGUGGCAACUCAGUUAACGCGCCGCCGCCGCAGGGCCCAAGCCAUUACUCUACCUUUGGCAUCGGGGGAAAUUCCAGCUUCUGAUCAUGGGGCCGGCAGUGCCGCAGUGGCAGCAGGACUACCAGCUACAGCCUGAACUAAUUAAGUAGCACGAGCUUGCAAGAAUAUAUAUGUAUGUUUGAAUAAAGUCAUGGAUAGCUUGCUAGCUACCUCGAUCAACGAAGCAACACAGUCCUGUUAUCAUCUAUACGAACCUGCAAGUGCAAAGAAUAAAGCAAGUAGCUCGAUCAGCGGAGCAACGCAGUCCUGUUAUGUAUUACUCCCUCCUCCCAAAUUAUAAGAAUUUUUAGCUUUUCUAAGUA
Messenger RNA from Setaria italica (foxtail millet), 659 nucleotides. RefSeq lists its product as uncharacterized. Bases 148 to 381 code for a protein of 77 amino acids. The record is from RefSeq and is a predicted model, not a curated record. NCBI's taxonomy places the organism in Eukaryota, Viridiplantae, Streptophyta, Magnoliopsida, Poales, Poaceae. The transcript has 3 exons.